This is a messenger RNA of Camarhynchus parvulus, 1098 nucleotides long. Its product is annotated as translational activator of cytochrome c oxidase 1. The record is from RefSeq and is a predicted model, not a curated record. Bases 59 to 970 code for a protein of 303 amino acids. Lineage: Eukaryota; Metazoa; Chordata; Aves; Passeriformes; Thraupidae. Gene Ontology annotation, cellular component: mitochondrion. The transcript is spliced from 6 exons.
GCGCCGCGCACCGGAAGCGGAAGCGCCGUGAGGGAGGAGCAGCAGCAGCGGCGGCAAAAUGGCGGCUCCGGUCCUGCGGGCCCCGGGGCUGCUCCCGCCGCUCCGGGCGCCGCUGCGGGGCUGCCUGGGCCCGCGCCGCCUCCCGGCGAGCCCCGCGGCGGUUCCGCUUCCGGUCCCGGUCCCGGUGCGGGCCAUGGCCGGGCACAACCGCUGGUCCAAGGUGCGCAACGUGAAGGGGCCGCGGGACGCGGAGCGGAGCCGCCUCUGGGAGAAAAUGGCGCGGAUGCUGCGGGCGGCCGCCAGAGAGGGCGGCCCCGACCCCGCGCUGAACGCCGCCCUGGCGGCCGUGGUGGCGCAGUGCCGGACACUGAACGUGCCCAAGGCCACCAUCGAGGGGCCGCUGCGGGCACUGACGGAGCGUCCGGCCGGGGGGUCGCAGCUGCUGCUGACCGCUCGGGGCCCGGCCGGGUCACUCGUGCUGCUGGACGUCCGAACCGACAACGUCCGGCGCAGCCAGGCCGAGCUGCGGACACUGCUGCAGCGGCACGGGGCCGCGCUGACCGCUGACGUCCGGCACGCCUUCGAGGCCGUGGGCGUGGUGCGAGUGUCCGGCCGGACGCUGGGCCUGGAGGCCGCGCUGGACGUGGCCGCAGCGGCCGGAGCCCAGGACGUGGCCGAGGAGCAGGACGAGCUCAAGUUCCUGUGUGACCCCUCGGCCCUGGGCAGUGUCCGGCAGCGCCUGGCGGCCGCAGGGCUCCGGCCGAUUUCGGCCGCGCUGGAAUUCCGGCCGCGGUCAGCGCUGGCUCUGCCGGACGGGCCGAGGGCCGCGGCCGAGCGGCUGCUCCGGGCUCUGGCCGAGCGGCCGGACAUCGUCCGCAUCGUCCACAACGUCCAGGACAUCCCGGCGGUCACUCAGGGCGGUCACUCGGCUCCGGACACGGCUCCGGCCACGCCGCACGAUGGACAAUAAAGGUGUGAGGUGUGGUCAAGCGGUCAUUUGGUCAUUUGGAGUGGUCAAGGGAUGGGAAAAUGGUCACUGGAGUGGUCAGUGGUCAUGAGGGUGGACACAGGGUGGUCAAGGGGUCAGUGGGAGUGGAA